CCGGGCCGCCGCGCGAUGGGCCCGGGGCAGCCGCCUCGGUAGCUCGGCCGGAGCGGCGCCGGGAGCGGGCGGGCGGCGGGCGCGGAGGCGGCGGCGGCGCGGCCGGAGAUGCGCCCCGAGGAGGGCGGCGCGGCCGGGCUGGGCGAGCUGCGCUCGUGGUGGGAAGUGCCGGCCAUCGCGCACUUCUGCUCGCUCUUCCGCACGGCGUUCCGCCUGCCGGACUUCGAGAUUGAGGAGUUAGAAGCAGCUCUACACAGAGAUGACGUGGAGUUUAUCAGCGACCUGAUCGCCUGCCUACUUCAGGGCUGCUAUCAGCGAAGGGAUAUCACGCCUCAGACCUUCCACAGCUACCUGGAGGACAUCAUCAGCUACCGCUGGGAGCUGGAAGAAGGGAAGCCUAACCCCCUGAGGGAAGCUAGCUUCCAGGACCUGCCCCUUCGCACCCGUGUGGAAAUCCUCCACCGCCUCUGUGACUACCGGCUGGACGCAGACGAUGUCUUCGAUCUCCUCAAGGGCCUGGAUGCAGACAGUCUCCGUGUGGAACCGCUGGGUGAGGACAACGCCGGGGCCCUCUACUGGUAUUUCUAUGGGACGCGAAUGUACAAGGAGGACCCAGUACAAGGAAAAUCCAACGGAGAGCUCUCUCUGAGCAGGGAAAGUGAAGGACAAAAAAAUGUCUCAAGUGUUCCUGGGAAAACAGGAAAAAGAAGAGGAAGACCCCCAAAACGGAAAAAACUGCAGGAGGAAACUCUAGUGAGUGAAAAGCAGGAAGAAAACUCCUUAGCAUCUGAGCCGCAGACAAGAAAUGGGUCCCAGGGGCCAGGCCAAGGCUCCUGGUGGCUCCUGUGCCAGACAGAAGAGGAGUGGAGACAGGUCACCGAGAGUUUCCGGGAGAGGACCUCCCUGCGAGAGCGGCAGCUCUACAAGCUCCUCAGCGAGGACUUCCUGCCUGAGAUCUGCAGCAUGAUUGCCCAGAAGGUGUGCAGACAGGGUCCCUGUCCUCCGUGUGUGGCGUCAAGCUGCUCUGGAGACCCCUGUGCUCAGCAGGAUAGAAAAACAGAAACGCAGGGAGGAGGAGGAGGAGCGCCAGAUCCUCCUCGCGGUGCAGAAGAAGGAGCAGGAGCAGCUGCUGAAGGAGGAGAGGAAACGGGAGCUGGAGGAAAGGGUCAAGGCCGUGGAAGAACAGACGGCUGCCCCUCCGGAGCCCCUGACGCACCUGUGCUUUGUGUUCAUGCAGACCGCGCCAAAAGAAGGAAGCUCAGGGAAGAGAGGGCCUGGCUGCUGGCUCAGGGGAAGGCCCUCCCGCCCGAGCUGUCCCACUUGGACCCUCACUCCCCGCCUCGGGAAGAGAAGAGGACGAGAGACCCCUUUGAGCUGGAUGAUGAUUUCACUGCCAUGUACAAAGUUCUGGACGUGGUGAAGGCUCACAAGGAUUCCUGGCCCUUUUUGGAACCAGUGGAUGAAUCGUAUGCCCCUAACUAUUACCAGAUUAUUAAGGUCCCCAUGGAUAUUUCAAGCAUGGAGAAGAAGCUGAAUGGAGGUUUAUACUGUACCAAGGAGGAGUUUGUGAAUGACAUGAAGACUAUGUUCAGGAAUUGUCGAAAAUAUAAUGGGGAAAGUAGUGAGUACACCAAGAUGUCGGACAACCUGGAGAGGUGCUUCCACCGCGCGAUGCUGAAGCAUUUUCCUGGUGAGGAUGGGGACACAGACGAAGAAUUCUGGGUCAGAGAGGAGGAGAAGCGGGAGAAGAGGCGUGGCCGGGCUGCACGCAGCCACGUGUGCACCCGCUCCCGGGACUCGGAGGCGCCCGGCCGGAAGCAGCAGCCCGCGGAGAACGGAGGGAAGUCGCUGCCCCCUGGGCGCCGCGCUGCAUCCUCUGGGGCCGGUGAGAGCAGCGGCUCCGCACAGCCCCCUGGCGAGGUGGGCACCCCGAACAGCCGCAGCCUCCCUGGACCCCUGCAUUACGGUGGACCCGGCCAGGCACCCCUCUCAAGCCAGCUGAGGCCAGCAGGACAGGGAACGUUUUGUCCUCUCCGAGGGUCGGAUCCUGCCACCAUCCGUGUCUCCUCUGGAGCCCCAGAGCCGCACCCCGGCGGGCCUGGACAGCAGCCCCAGCCUUUAGCAGUGCAGCCUCCAGCUGGAAUUAACCACCACCGAGGCCCUCCCGACGAGAAGCCGGGGUGCGGGGGGCUAGUGCCCCUUGGUGACGUGGGAUCGCGCCCUGGACCCUCGCUGCUCGGGCAGAUGAGCGGCCCCAGCCAGGAGGGGACUAUGUAUCCCCCAGCUCAUUUCCAGCCAGGCUUUAUCCCUCCCAGGCACGGUGGGGCUCCGGCCCGACCCCCAGCCUUUCCCGAGAGUUCAGAAAUCCCUCCCAGCCACAUGUACCGAUCCUACAAGUACCUGAGUCGUGUACACUCUACAGUCUGGAAUGGGAAUCACGGUGCUACAAAUCCAGGACCCUUGGGGCCAGAUGAGAAGCCCCCCAUGGGGCCAGGACCCUCUCACCAGCCUCGCACUCUGGGUCACAUGAUAGAUUCCCGAGUGAUGAGAGCACCCCUCCCCGCAAACCAGUGGCCAGAACAAUCAGGCUUCCUACCUCACGGAGUUCCUUCUUCAGGGUACAUGCGACCACCCUGUAAACCUGGCGGACAUCGGUUCCAGCCCCCUCCAGCACCAACGCAAGGUUCUCUCUUUGGAGCACCGGCCCAGGCCCUGCGGGGAAUGCAGGGCGGGGACUCCAUGCUGGACAGCCCAGAGAUGCUCGCCAUGCAGCAGCUCUCCUCGCGGGGGUGCCCGCCAGGCGUGCCUUACCGCCCCCGCCAGCCCGCGCCGCCUCCCGUGACUGGCCCUUUCCCCCCAGUGGGCGUGGCGGCCCCCAAGCCUGCCUCGGGGGACCCUGGGCGGACACAGGACAGCAGGGAAACACUGGAGCCUGAGAACGGAAGAGCAGAUCCCUUGCCUGGGCUCGAGGAGAAACCAGCCAGUGUUGGUGCUUUGGAGGGGGCGUUCCUCAAGCAGCUACCUCACCCCGCGCCCCUGCUGCAGGCCGACUGUGCCAGGCGGAGCUCGCCCCAGGGAAGGGAUGCCGAUGGCCCAGAGCUCAGGCACGAGUCCUCGGAGCCUGGAGACAGCUGCCCAGUGAACGCGGGCAGGGGCGCCUGGCUCUCGGGGAGCGGCUUCGCAGGCCCAGCCGCCCAGGGGUGCGCCCUAGCAGACCCGGGGGCGCUGCCUGAAAACGGACUGAGGGUGGAAGCCUCCCCGUGUGGGUCUGAGGGCAAGGGCAGAGCGCCACCGGAGGCCGUGCCGCCCGCCGAGCCCGCGUGCUCCGCCCUGUACGCGCCUGGCCUGGAGUACCCCAGCUCCACCGCACGGUACCACGUCGGCCCAGGCCUGCAGGCUGUGGGCCCCGUGAUGGGGGGCAAGCCCUCAGCCCCGCACCCUCAGCCUUUUCCCCCUCGGGCGUUUCCGUCCCACGACCCUCAUUCUGGAGUCUUCCCCCGGUACCGCCCUCACCAGGGAAUGAGGUACCCCUACCAGCCGCCACCUCAGCCUUCCUACCAUCACUACCCGCGGACUCCUUAUUACUCGUGUCCACAGGGCUUUUCAGACUGGCCGAGACACCUGCCUGCCCCGGGAAGCCCGAGCGGGCCCCCGCCGGCUCAGCCUGCCCCUGCCAGGCCCCUCUUCCUCGAUAAGAGCGCUGGGGCCGGGCUGCAGGGCUGCGAGGCGCUGAGCGCUGCCUUAACUUCCCCCGCGCGGGUGGACGCCGUGGUCGCCAAGACAGCUGAUGGGCAGAAUCCUGGCCCAGAGGAGAAGCAGGAUGAGUCUAUGGAGAGGCCAGAGAGUCCCAAAGAAUUCUUGGAUCUGGACAACCACAAUGCAGCUGCCAAGCGGCAGAGCUCACUGUCAGCCAGCGAGUACCUCUGCGGAACGGCCCCUGCAGCGCUGAGCUCGGCGGUGGGCUUCGGUUCUUCUGUUUUCCCCCCGCACGGAGUGAUGCUGCACGCGGGGCCUCCUUACCAGCCGCAGCGGCCGGCCGGGCGUUUCCAGCCCAGGGCUUACUCCUCCCCCACGGCUGCUCACCCGCCUCACCGCCCAGUGGUGGCCCAGCCCAAUGGCCUGUCCCCCGAGUGCCCCCUCUACCGCUACCCAGAAGAGGGCCUGGGCCACUUCCAGGCUGUGAUGAUGGAGCAGAUGGGCCCUGGAAGUGGGGUGAGGGUGCCUUUCCAGGAGAUGCACAGACCAUCCGGACUGCAGAUGCACCCGGCCCAGUCCCGGCCCUCGUUCCCAAAGACACCGGCACCAGCAGCUCCGCAGGAGGGGCUGCCACCACAUAAGCCCCCAACACUUCCUCUCGAUCAGAGCUAGUCCAAGGAGGAAACAAGCCCCAGGGAAACAGAAAGCUGCAUAUGACAAGGGUGGAGAACGGGGAGGAGGGGGGGCACGGCCCCGCCCACCUCUCCCAUCAUUGGCAUCACUUCGUGCGUCCCAGAGCCUGGACGCCCCUCCUCACCGACGCACCUGCUCGCGAGGUCGUGGGCGAGAGUGGAGACCAGAUGGGCUGGACUCUGGUGGCUUUUCCAGACCCUGAGACUCUUGUUCAGGGAAGAUCAUCCUGACCUGCGGGGGGGGCGGUGCUGGUGGGCUGUCAUGGCAGCUGCACUCAGGUAUACGUUUGGGGAAGGGACUACUCGUGUUGGAUGUGUUUGGAGCUGGGUCCAGUUUACAGAGUUUUCAUGUUGCCUUUAAGAUGAUUUCUGUCUUUGGUGGUGAAUGUAUUGUACAUAAAGCCUGCAGGGCCGGUGGUGGGGAUGGAGUCUGGCCGGUGGGCCCGCAGCCCUGCUGACCCUCCUCUGUUUACAGCCCUGACCCACUCACAUUUGGGAGCUGGGGGAGAGGCAGGCAAGGCCGCCGUGUUUCCGCUAACGAGCUCUUCCCUGUCAGCCUGAGGGGCAGCUCCCUCGCCUGGUGCCCAGGUCCUGGUCCAAGACAGCAGUGCCCCUCCUGGUUGGCUAGCUGCCCCGCCAGAUAGUUGUAAACCAAUAUCAGGAGCAUUUGCUCGUUAGAAGGUGAGGUGACACGUCCCCAUCACAGACCUGCCGGGACUGUGGUCUAGAAGACGUCACAAGCUUCCUGGCACGAAUCACAGUUUGUGGCAGUGACUACUCAGGUUUGUAUAUGUUUAGUAUCAAUAAAGAAGCUGCACAGUUUUUAAUAGGAAAAUGUAUUCUAUAGAUUUACAGCUUGAAUUUAGGAAUAUUUUAGUAUAUAUAGUUUUUAUUCAUUUUAUGUGAAUCAUAGUAAAAUAAGUCAUGGUGAUUUAAAAUAGCUAUCAAGAACAAGUUCUUGAAAUCACUUGUCUGUCUGUGAUAGGAAACAGUUUUACAGUAUUAAGUUACUUUAUUACAGUUUUAGAAGCCAACGACACUGGAUUCUCCCUGUUUAGCAUUCUUUGAUUUUAGCUGAGAUGCCACCAAAGUUAGGACUCAUACGUUUUAAACUUUCGAAUAUCCCACAAAGGAAAAAAGAAAGAAAAAAAAAAAACAACUAAGGAAGAUGCCCUCAA
Messenger RNA from Balaenoptera musculus (blue whale), 5566 nucleotides. Its product is annotated as cat eye syndrome critical region protein 2. Bases 109 to 4368 code for a protein of 1419 amino acids. The transcript is spliced from 18 exons. The record is from RefSeq and is a predicted model, not a curated record. Gene Ontology annotation, molecular function: protein binding. Lineage: Eukaryota; Metazoa; Chordata; Mammalia; Artiodactyla; Balaenopteridae. Gene Ontology annotation, biological process: chromatin remodeling. Gene Ontology annotation, cellular component: CERF complex.